AUGAUUGUCCCCAAACCCCAAGUCACCCUCGAGGGCGAUUGCUCUACCAUCUACAGCAACACGCUCUACGUCUUCUCCCGCGGCGACCUCCUAUCAAUACCGCUCCGUGAGAACGGAAAUUGGACCGAACAGCCAAAAGGAACAUCGGUCACUGGCGCCGCUUGUGUAAAGAGUGACGACGCGUUCUAUGUGGUCGGCGGGACCGGCCCUGCUGGCUACAAUGGCCUGCAAGAAUUUACGUUCAAGACCCAGAAAUGGCAAAACUUGACCUCGCCCUCGAUGGUUAACCGAACUGGCCACGGUGUUGGGUACAUUUCUUCGUCAUCCCAGAUCCUUGUCUAUGCUGGUAUGACAGAUGGCAGUACUGGCAGCUCUCAAUCAACCUAUCUCAUUUCGACAACGGCCCCAUACGAUGUCACCUCUGGUGUUGACCAAGGUGCUCCAGCUUUGUAUGAGCCUAUUCUUAUGCCCUGGAGUGAUUCUGAAAUUGCCAUGGUUGGAGGCUCCGCCACCAAUACGGCUGUUCAUAUCUAUGAUGCCAAAGACAAAAAAGGCUGGUCUCUCUCGGAGGCCACUCUACCAUCUGCAAUCCCCACCAACUCUCGCUGUACCAUUGUUUCCGACUCUGACAAGAACAUCGUACUCGAAGAGUUUACUAUGAACACUUCGCCCAACAGUGUUUCUAGCUACCUACUCAGCUCCAAGGGGAAGCUGCAGAGCCCUGCCACCGCAAUUGGCAAGAGAAGUCUGAUGGAUUCUUACAAUGAUACAUUAGCUCCCUCCAACAGCUGGACAAACUUUGCCCUCGCACAGGGCGAUGAUAUGGUUGUUCUCUCCAAUGGUGGUGGUGAUCAAUCAUUAGCGAUCUUCAACCAGACCUCCAAUAGCUGGGCAAACACGACGGAGUUGUUCUAUGGAAAAGGAGAUCAAAAUGUCCUCAAGCCCUCAACCACCUCAUCAAUCACGUCUACCCCAACAGCCACUUCCACUACUUCAGCUUCGACCUCGACCUCCGCGACAGCCACUCCCACAUCCACAUCUACCGCAGCUGGAGGUGGUGGUUUGAGUGACCACGCCAAAACUAUCCUAGGUGCAACCCUGGGAAGUGUUCUCGGAUUCGGCUUGAUCUUGCUACUCCUUCUUUUCCUGAUCCGACGCGAAAAGCAAAAGAAACAGCAGCAAUCUGGCAAAGGUGGUGGCGAUAGUAAGGACCGAUUCAGCUUCCAAGAUCAGGGCAUAGAACCCCUGACCGAAGGCGCCUACCCCAUGGCAAGGUCUCCCGUCCCAGUUGCCACUGCUUCGAGAGACUCGCUGGCUAUCGUGACCGGAAAGUACAACGGAGAGAAAUCUCUCAAGCCACCUACUGCAACGGGCUACGGUCUGUCUGCUCCCCGUCAGAGCAGCCCGCUCUCCACAAUUCCCUCCAGCGGUGCCAUGGGCGCGUCAAGCGUCUACACCGAUGAAACGGAGGGAGGUCCAGACUCCAGCCGUAGCAACCAGGCUGGCGAUCGCAGCACAGAUGAGGGAUGGGGCAAGUACUUUGAAGACAACAACACCACACAUCUUGCCGGAAUGGCGUCGGAUCGCUCGACCAUGAGUUCCGUCUACACCAAGUCGGACUACCGCGGAAGCGCCUGGCCAAUGUCAAACCUGACGCCAUUGAACUUGGGAUUCCUUGAUCAACCCAAGCCCUUGGGCCGUGUCCAUAGCGCCAGCCCAACCACAGAGAACACCUCCGAAAUGGGCGGCCGAAGCCUUGUCAUCCCAGAGAGCCAAUCGGCACGAAUCUCCACAGCAAGUUCCAUCAGCAUGGCAUCGGAAAGCGACCGAGACGAGAACUGGCAAGGUGCCGGCCACUCCAGCUGGCUGGGCCGACCCAGCAGCAGCAACUACAGCAACAGCUUCUACAACGCGAGCACCCGCGAUGUACCGGGUACUUCAUCAUACACAGGCCUCGUCGACAAGGCAAGGAAUUCAAACGUACGGAGAUCCAGCGCGAUAAUCCCAGAGGAUAUCGACGAGCUGCCGAUGCAAGGGCGGAGCAACAACGUCAAUUCAGAUAUGAGCUGGCUCAAUAUCCACGCUGAUCGUUGA
Molecule: messenger RNA, 2094 nt
Organism: Penicillium antarcticum
Lineage: Eukaryota; Fungi; Ascomycota; Eurotiomycetes; Eurotiales; Aspergillaceae
Exons: 1
Coding region: 1-2094 (697 amino acids)
Molecular function (GO): protein binding
Source: RefSeq, a predicted model, not a curated record